UAUACAGACGAGAAGUCUAGACAGAUUGGAGAAAGAAUGGAUGAAUUAGUUGCUUCUCAGAGUCAGCCUGUGGAUGAUGAUUCUGAUCCGCUAGAGAUCGAUAUGAACAAGGUGUACGUGGAGGCUGUUGGUGGACUCGACAAAAAGAAGAGAAUGUUUGGAGUUGGUGGACUUGCAGCCAGCUAUAGGAGUAGUGAGCGGUCGAGUGGUACAUCUCAGUUUCAGGGCCCCACUGUCGAUCCACAACGACUUGUGGAUGUGGAGUUGCAGGAUGCCUUAGCGGCGAUAGAACGUCAGAAAGAGGAGAUGAGGCUGAAAGAUGAGCAGACCGAGCCUCGAUUUGAGGCUCAGCAACGUAUGUUCGAGCAGAUAUUGGCUAGGCUUCCACCUGGACCGACUCCACCCUCUGGACCAUCAUCUUGACUAUUAUGUUUGUGUUUUUGUAUUUUGAAUACUUGAAUGUUUCUAUUAUGUUUUUGAACAGUUGGAUAUUUUAUGUUAUGUUAUGAAGAUUUGAAUGCUAGUUUAAAUUUUAAUAUUUUACA
Molecule: messenger RNA, 545 nt
Organism: Salvia miltiorrhiza (redroot sage)
Lineage: Eukaryota; Viridiplantae; Streptophyta; Magnoliopsida; Lamiales; Lamiaceae
Exons: 2
Coding region: 37-423 (128 amino acids)
Source: RefSeq, a predicted model, not a curated record